Messenger RNA from Musa acuminata AAA Group (dessert banana), 1837 nucleotides. RefSeq names its product probable V-type proton ATPase subunit H. Gene Ontology annotation, biological process: proton transmembrane transport. Lineage: Eukaryota; Viridiplantae; Streptophyta; Magnoliopsida; Zingiberales; Musaceae. Bases 271 to 1527 code for a protein of 418 amino acids. The record is from RefSeq and is a predicted model, not a curated record. The transcript is spliced from 11 exons. Gene Ontology annotation, molecular function: proton-transporting ATPase activity, rotational mechanism; heme binding. Gene Ontology annotation, cellular component: vacuolar proton-transporting V-type ATPase, V1 domain.
AAUGAUAGUAUCAUUGCAGAUUAAACUAAAUUAUAAAAAGAUCAUCAUUCAUAUUCUCUAUGACCCUAUAGAUUUCAAUGAUUGAUGAAAAAACUCUAAAAACUAUAAUCCUUACCUAAACUUGAUCUUUCCGGUACAUCUUUUGGUAUCAUUUCUGGAGCAAAUCUUCUUCCUGAAUCGAAGACUCUGCACGGACAGAUUCCUCUUCUUGAACGGCAUCAUGAUGACUCGUGAGAGGUUCUCAAGAGGGACAUACCAUGGGAAACUUACAUGUCAGCAAAGCUUAUUACAGAAACACAUCUUCAGCUACUAAGGCGCUAUGACAAAAAAUCUGCAAGCCAAAGAGCUGCUUUGCUUGAUGAAGAUGGACCAGCUUUUGUACGGGUCUUCAUGAACAUAUUGAGUGACGUUUCCAAGGAAGAAACGGUGGAAUAUGUGCUUGCUCUCAUUGAUGAAAUGCUGGCAGCAAAUCUAAAGCAGGCUAGACUUUUUCAUGAUAAUUCAUUAUCAAGCGAAGACACUUAUCAACCUUUUUUAAGAUGGCUCCGGGAAGGAAAUUUGUUCAUACAAGACAAGAGCAGUAAAAUAUUGACUCUGAUAGUGAGUGCUCAUCCUAAAGUUCAAGAUGGUCUUGUUCCAAAUGGAGAAUCCUCACAUUCAAAAAGCAAGAUCUCAAAGACUGAUAUGGUUCUAAAUGGACUACUUGACUGGCUGUGUUCUCAGCUGAAGACUCCAUCUCAUCCUAAUCGCUCUGUGCCUAUGGCUAUAAAUUGCCUAGCCAUUUUGCUAAGAGAACCCUGGGUUAGGGUUUCAUUUAUUCAAUCAGAUGGUGUCAAAUUAAUAAUUCCUUUGAUAUCACCAGCUUCAAGCCAGCAGUCCAUCCAGCUUCUUUAUGAAACUUGCCUUUGUAUUUGGCUCUUGUCCUAUUAUGAUGCAGCAGUUGAUUACCUGGCCACCACUAGGGUCUUGCCAAGGCUAGUUGAGGUUGUAAAAGGUUCAACAAAAGAAAAGGUUGUGAGGGUAAUUAUGUUAACAUUGCUCAAUCUGUUACCAAAGGCAGCAUGUGGGGCCCAAAUGAUUGAUCUUGGACUACCACAAAUUGUCCAGUCUCUAAAAGCUCAGGCCUGGAGUGAUGAGGAUUUGUUGGGUGCACUAAAUCAGUUAGAAGAUGGACUUAAGGAACACAUCAAAACUCUGAGUUCCUUUGAUAAAUAUAAGCAGGAAGUUCUUCAGGGUCAUCUUGACUGGUAUCCUAUGCACAAGGAUCCAGGAUUCUGGCGUGAAAAUAUUACAAAUUUUGAAGAAAAUGACUUCCAGAUUUUGCGUGUCCUCAUCACGAUCCUCGACACUUCCAGCGACCCAACCGCACUUUCUGUUGCGUGCUAUGACUUGUCUCAGUUUAUCCAGUACCACCCUGCUGGAAGAAUUGUCUCAGUUUAUCCAGUACCACCCUGCUGGAAGAAUCAUGGUGUCGGACCUGAAGGCCAAGGACCGGGUGAUGAAACUCAUGAAUCACGAGAAUGCUGAGGUGACGCGGCACGCCCUUCUGUGCAUCCAAAGGCUUUUCCUGGGUGCCAAAUACGCUAGCCUUUUGCAGUCUUGAUCACUCUUCGUGACCAUCUCAAGUUUGAACCAUGGCUUGCAACCGCAAAUGCCUAGCAGACAGUGAGUUUUGUUGUUCAUUCGUAAAAUCCGUUAUUAUUUUUUGCUGCAUGUAAUAAAUUCUACUCUUUCGUUUCAAAUGCUCUUUUAAGCAUAUUCGAUACUCGAUUUGCCCAAGUUGGGCACAUUUUUAUGGGACUGAAAUAAUUUGCUGUGUGGUUGAGUUCAUUUGUCA